CAACAGGAAACUCAUGAGGAAGUUUGCUUUCUUUCUUUCUUUCUUUUCUCAGAGCUCUCAGAUAACUGACUAGCCUACCGUUUAAGAUAUUGACAUUUAAAUGUUUGUGUUGAUCUUGUCUGGACUUCAGAUCAUACAUAACUCUUGGUGAAUAGAUUUCAUCACUUACCAGACAAUUGACACACCCAACAUGAUUUCACAGAAGAGGAAGGAGACAAAAUAGUAACGUUUUUUUCUUCUUUCUGUAGUCCUCAGAUUGCACUUGUGGUGGGUGUCGUGCUGCUUUUCUGUGUGGUGAAAGAGUAAUAUCUUCCUAUUUUAUUUCUCUGAAUACUGGUCAGACUGCAAACUUCCUCGACAAAGGGCCAGACAGAGCAUUGCCAGGGCGUAGCAGCAAGAUACAAGGAGCCAUUUUCUGACAGGCCUCGAAGUCGAACAUGCCUGUGGAUAUGACUGCACCGUAACAGAGGAGGUGUUGCAGCCAAUUGUCUUUCAAAGGAUUUUGUAUUUCAUUUAUAUUCAGAAGAAGAGAAGGGAACAAUGAGUUUUGACCGAGUGCCAUCCAAGUCAGUGGUAAUGGACUGGAAUCCACACCAAUUGGCAGACUACAUGAAGAAGUUGAAUUUAAGUGGCUGCGAUAAAGUCAUUAUGAAAUGUAGCAUAAGUGGAGAAAGGUUCUUGAACAUGACUGAAAAUGACCAUCAGAAAUUCCCCAAAAUCCAUGCGCCACUCAUCUCCAAAAUCUGCAGUGAAAUCAACAGGAAAGAAGAAAAAAGGAGAUUCUUUACUAAAAGAACUGCAGCACCAAAAUACGAACCAGCUAUGCCGCAAGAGGAUCAGCCCUGGGGACCGGAUGAAUUUGAUGAGGGGAGUGACGAAGACUAUGAGAAUCCAGAUGCUGAGGAAGAUGAUGGCAGUGGGGGAGAUUACGAGUCACCAACAGAGGGAGUUGGACAUGAGGACAGUGACAACGGCUAUGAGUCACCUCCGUCUGAGGCGCCUGAAGAGAUUCCCCAUCAGCUCCGUGCUGCCAAGCCCAUGGCUGACGGGGAAUACAUUGAUAGUACACCGCACCGCAGUACAGCUAGAAGCCAUCCUCCUCCAACAACCCAACGCCCUGGGGCUGGUCCUCCAAUCCCCUCUGCCAGUCACCCUAGUCUGCUGCAGCCUCCCCCAACCAGAAGAGAGCAAUCUCCCCAGCACCCUGGCAGAAUAACUGGCAAGUUGCCUGCUACUUCCUCAAAUGCUGCCCCCGCUCCACCAGUUGACCGCAGAAGAAAACCCACCAAACUGGAGCACACAAGACCUGCUGAAUCUCCAAUACCAGCAAUGAAGUUAAACACAACUAAUAUGCCUGCUCCACAUUCAUGGAGGCCUCAGGCAGAAGAGAGGGGUCCAGAUCCUCCCAGAAUGCCCAAACCUCCCCUCCCUGUGUCAAGUAGUGUCAGCAGGAGCAGCUCGUCGGUCGGCAGAGCCCCGCUGAACAACAACAGAUAUGUGCCUGAUGCAAGAAAUGAGGUACAAGAUGAUGUGCCCAUGCCCAAACCAUACAACUCCAACACAUUUCCUAGACCAGGGCACCCUAGAGCAGCGCUCCCCGGACCACUCUUACAUUCAGACGGCUUUCCUCCUAAUAUCGCUUCCACUGCAUCUCUACCUUCAAAACUGCAGGCACUGCAGGCAUCCAUCUCACCCAGGGGCAGUUCUAGGAUUGUGCCAGACAGACACAUUAUGCCCGCUCCGCCACCUAUGCAAGCUUCUCUCCCCCCACCGGCAGACCUAGAGGAUGAACAGGACCUGAACCCUCAGUGGUACGUUGGUCAGGUGACACGGGGUCAAGCGGAGGGCUGUCUCAGACAGGUCAACAUGGACGGUGCAUUUCUGGUACGGGAUAGUUCGAAACGUUCGUCCAUUCAGCCCUAUACACUCAUGGUACUCUACCAGGACAAAGUUUACAACAUCCAGAUCCGCUGUGAACAGAAUGAGUUUCUGCUGGGGACUGGUCUGAAGGUCUCAGAGACCUAUCCGAUGGUGGCACACAUCAUCACCCAUUACAGACAAUCACCGCUUCUGCUGAUUGAUGCUAAGAACCGUGGAUCACAACAGCAGAGCCAGUGUCCCCUGAUCUACCCAGCAGGCCGAGCACUAGCACAUCUCUACCCGUCCUUUUAACAGACAGCUGAGCCAGUGUCCCCUGAUCUACCCAGCAGGCCGAGCACUAGCACGUCUCUACCCGUCCUUUUAACAGACAGCUGGGGGAGUGAUAACAAUAACAUGGAGCAAUAGUCAAGAUUCACAGUGGUUUUAAAGGACUGCCACUAACAUUAUGGGUGGAAGGACUUAUGCAACCUUUGAAUUGCAGUUCAUAGUCUUUUACAUGUAAGGUAAUUUCAUGUAAAGACAAGUGACUCUUGGAUUGAGAUGGUAGGUAUGGUACAUCUCUGUCAACUGUUCACUGUAUGGACCUCAGAAAGAAAAGUCCAUAUACACAAUAAUAUUCGUAGUUUUUGUCUCAAUGUGUAUUUUAUUAUUUCAGUAUUGAAAGCACAAAAGCUGAAAAUGUGCAUGUGAGUAGUUAUGUAAAUGCCUGUGUUUGCUCUCUGUUAUUUCCCUGUUACAUGCAAUGGAAAGGUCUAGAAUAGCAGCUAGCUCUGCAAUGAAUCAGAAGCAGCAUAUAUUAUCCAAGUAAGGAAAUAGUGGGGUAGACAGUCAGUCACAACUGCUGAGCUUUUUUAAUAUGGAUUUUGUUUCAAUUUCCUGCAUUGUUUAAUGGUUAAAUGAAAACUAUAUUCUUUAAUCUCUCACACUGUAUGUUCUAUAACAUAGCUAUUAUCAAUAUUUCAAAUAAACGUUUGCAAUUUCUUUAUUGGA
This is a messenger RNA of Salvelinus sp. IW2-2015, 2871 nucleotides long. The record is from RefSeq and is a predicted model, not a curated record. Lineage: Eukaryota; Metazoa; Chordata; Actinopteri; Salmoniformes; Salmonidae.